Onthophagus taurus is the source of this 4213-nucleotide messenger RNA. It is a transcript of the gene MED23, whose product is annotated as Mediator complex subunit 23. NCBI's taxonomy places the organism in Eukaryota, Metazoa, Arthropoda, Insecta, Coleoptera, Scarabaeidae. The record is from RefSeq and is a predicted model, not a curated record. Gene Ontology annotation, biological process: positive regulation of gene expression; regulation of transcription by RNA polymerase II. Gene Ontology annotation, cellular component: transcription regulator complex; mediator complex.
CCCAACCUGACAAAUCAACUGAGAAAUUCACAUAAAAAUAACUAACCUCAAAACUUGUUUAGUAUUUAAAUAAUCAAAAUAACACGAUAACACAAAUAUAUUGAGAAAUGAAUCGAAGAAACUAAUUAAAAGCGGUUAAAUAACAUCUAUAAAAAUGACUGAUUCCUUAAAUAAAGUUAUAAACGAUAUCCUUUACGCUGAAAAUGUGCAAGAAGCUUUCGCCUGUUUUGUAAAACACCGCCCGGAGAAUGACGAAAACAAGAAGAAAGGAUGGGUUUUGGAUUUAACAGCGGCUUUUAAACGAAUGAAUCAAGACCAAACGGAAGCGGCGAUAAAACAUUACCUAACAGUGGCUUUAACUUUGAAAGUAUGCUCGGAAAGUCAAUUACAAUUAUUAUUGGAGUUAUUGGAAAGGUUGAUACGAACGAAUGCUUUACCAGCUAGAUUAGUGUGCGAACAAGUAAUUACUUUUGAACAACUUCAAAUGACCAAUUCGGAUUUUUGGAUGCAAUGUUUUAAGUUAAUUUUAAAUACCAUUGAUUUGGUCGAGUACAAAGGAGUGAGAGAAAUAAUGCGAGGCUGUUGUGAAAAAGCUAAAACUAUACCUAACAGUAUAAGUGUUGGGCAAAACCCUUUAAUGAUGAUUUUAACUGAGUUGGUACGUAAAAUUAUGGAUAGAGAUCAAUGUUUAUUACCUGGUUAUCUCUUAGUAAAUGAGCUUCAAAAAUCGUACAGCGAAUUUCCUCAUUGGAGAUUAAGCGGAUUAUUUAUUAAGUAUAUCGAAAGUUUUCGAUUUUGUGCUCAAAUGGUAUCUGUUAUAGGACAUGGAGAGAUGAGACCUGUUGUUGAACAUAGUGGAUGUCCUGAACAUCUUGUAAAUCCUUGGAAAUUAGAUCCAAUUACUUUACGAUACACAAUAAAAGGAACUUUACCUUACGAACCAGAUGUAUUACAAAAACAAAGUGGUUUAUUGCGUUAUGUAAUUGAACAGCCAUACUCGAGGGAUAUGGUUUGUGGAAUGUUGGGUUUACAAAAACAACAUCGCCAACAUUGCGCUGCUUUAGAAGAGCAAAUUAUUGAAUUAGUCAUUUUAGCAAUGGAUAAAAGUGAAAAUGAUGUUAAUGAUAAUAUUUCGCAAGGGUUAUGGUUACAUCUUUCGUCGCAAUUGAUUUAUUUCAUUUUGUUUUAUUUUGCUAAUUUUCAAAAUAUUGUGUUAGCCCUUGUCGAUCGAUUGCAAGGUAAGGAAUAUAAAAGAGGACGCGACCAAUUGAUGUGGGUGUUAUUACAAUUUAUUUCCGGUGCGAUUCAUCGAAAUCCUUUAAGCAAUUUUCUCCCGGUAUUAAAACUGUACGAAUUAUUUUAUCCUGAAGAUGAAACUCCCCCAGCUUUUGAUGUCACCCAACCACAAUGUACAAGACAAAUGGCGAUGACGUGUACAUGGAUUCAUUUAACUAAAAAAGCCCAAGUUGAAGGACACCCAUUGCAAAACGCACCGAUCCCAAAGAAAUUACGCGCUCAAUAUGAAUUUUUACAACAUCUUUUACCACCGGGUAAUGCCCCAUUAACGAUGGGACCCGAUUAUCGGAUUAUUCUUUUGUGUAAUGCGUAUUCUACGAAUCAAGAUGUUUUUAGUAAACCGAUGGCAGCUUUGGUUGAGAGCGUUCAAGGGUCAAAGAGUCCAACACCUCCUUCGGCACCUCUUUCAAUGGCUGUACUUGACUCGUUAACGAUUCAUUCAAAAAUGAGUCUUAUUCACAGCAUUGUGACUCAUGUGAUGAAGUUAGCUCAACAAAAAGCGGGAGUUGCGUUAGCACCCGCGUUGGUUGAAACUUACAGUCGGUUGUUGGUUUAUACAGAAAUUGAAUCUUUGGGAAUUAAAGGAUUUAUUAGUCAAUUAUUACCAACUGUUUAUAAAGCACACGCAUGGGCAACACUUUACACACUUUUAGAAAUGUUUAGUUAUCGCAUACAUCAUAUUCAUCCUCAUUAUAGAGUACAAUUAUUAAGUCACUUACACUCUUUAGCAGCUGGCCCUCAAGCUAAUCACACGCAGUUACAUUUAUGCGUUGAAUCAACCGCUUUGAGGUUGAUAACUGGGUUGGGAUCUGGGGAAGUUCAACCAAAACUUUCUAGUUUUUUAUCUGAACCAAAAACUUUAGUUUCCGCUGAAUCGGAGGAAUUAAAUCGAGUUUUGGUUUUAACUUUAGCAAGAGCUACGCAUGUUACUGGUGCUGAUGGGUCUUGGUGUACCGAAUUGUUAGCUUCGAUUGCUCAAAGUACACCUCACGCAUGGGCCGCUCAUACAUUGGAGUGUUUUCCGGAAGCGAUGGCGAAAUUUUUCCAACAACAUCCAGUUCCAAAAGAAAAUAAACCCCAAUUAAAAAAAGCAAUCGACGAAGAAUACCGAAAAUGGGCUUCGAUGAAUAACGAAAACGAUAUUUUAGCUCACUUUGGUGUUCCAAGUUCGCCACCAUUAUUUCUUUGUCUCUUAUGGAAAAUGCUGUUAGAAACUGAACAUAUCAGUCCAAUUGCUUAUAAGAUUUUGGAGCGAAUUGGAGCGCGAGCUUUGUCGGCUCAUCUCAGAAAAUUUUGUGAUUGUCUCGUUUUUGAGUUUACCAACUCAGCUGGGGGACAACACGUCAAUAAAUGCGUCGAUACGAUUAACGAAAUGAUUUGGAAAUAUAAUAUUGUAACGAUAGAUAGACUGGUGUUGUGUUUAGCUUUGAGGACGCAAGAAGGAAGUGAAGCUCAAGUGUGUUCGUUUUUAAUACAAUUGGUUCUAUUGAAAGCAUACGAAUUCCGUAAUAGAGUACAAGAUUUUGUUAAAGAUAAUACUCCGGAUCAUUGGAACCAAAUGAAUUGGCACGAAAAACAUUUAGAAUUUCAUAGAAAAUAUCCAGAAAAGUUUGCACCAGACGAAACCAGCGGCGAACAUACAUUACCUAAAUAUAACCCGUAUUUUGGGAACGUUUGUUUAAGAUUUUUACCGGUUUUUGAUAUUAUAACUCACCGCUUCUUAGAGAUCCCUCAAGUAACGAAGAGUUUGGAAAUACUUCUUGAACAUUUAGGUUGUUUAUAUAAAUUUCACGAUCGACCGGUGACUCAUUUAUACAACACCUUGCAUUAUUACGAAAGAAAACUUUGGGAUCGACCACCUUUGAAGAAAAAACUUGUUGCCGCCGUUUUAGGUGCUUACAAAGAAAUUUUAUCGGAACAAUAUCAAUUAUAUUUAAACACCCCAGCUGAUGAAAUAUGGGAACCUAACCUUGAUUAUUUCGUAAAACUCGUUAAAAGAGUUGUCGAUACUUUAUCUGGAGUAUAUCUCGGUCCAAUAGCCGGAAUCGAUUGGAGAUUUAAUGAAUUUGCAAACGCCGGGGCUCAUAUUUUAUACACAACUUGUGCGGAAUUAUUAGCUUUACCCUCAGGAGCGGUUGCAGUCGCUAAUAACCUGUUAGAUGUUAUAACAAAAGGAUUCACCGUUAUUCCACAAGAUCAAAUUCAUAAAUAUAUAAACGCAAUCGGAUUAAUUUUAACAGCUUUACCAACAAGUUAUUGGUCUAUACUUUUAGAUCGUUUAUACUCAAUUCUUAUGGAUUUACAAACGUGGAAAUGGACCAAUUCUCCGUAUACUUUAUUCAAUUUCACAUUAACACAUUCUGGUUAUUUACAAAAUCGUUAUAGUCAUCAUUUGGCUUUGGCUCAUUCAAUUUGGCAUCAUGCAGCUCCCGGACAAAUGGCAACGGUACCUACAUGGAUAAAAGACAAACUACCGCCGAUAAUUCAAUCCGAAUAUCAAUUAUUGUACAUAUGUCAUCUAAUUGGUCCAUUUUUGGCAAGAAUCGUAACAGAAAUUGUGGUACCUUUAUACGAAUUGGUGGCGCAAGUUGAUCAAGCACAAGAAGAAUGGAAAUACCUCGACCCCAUCUGCGAUUUUUUGUAUCAUAUUAAAUAUAUGUUUGUUGGAGAUAGUUUGAAAAAAGAACUUGAAGUUAUCGUACGAAAAUUGAGACCCAAGUUGCAAAAAAGACUUAGAUUUAUCGUUAAUCUUGAUGAAAUUGUUACCACACCUGUUCCACCUCCACCACCACCCAUGGUAACUGUUACUGCUAGUACAGUAACUUCACAAUAAAUGGAGAUGAAAGAUAACAAAACUAAAAUUUCUUUAAAUUAUGUUAUUCUUUUGUAAUCUUUUUAAAUAAUAUAAGGAAAAAUA